CACACCUUUCCUUUCCCGCUCCCUAUGGAUGCCUCUUGGAGGGAAUCGGUUCUCGUGGUAGUGUUACACCAAGCCAAUCUAGGGAGUAUGACGGCUAAGACCGUAUGAUCUUUAUUUGCUAGUACUGGGAUGAAAAAAGAUCGCUCCAACUUAGGUGAUGAUUAAACAUGUAUUCGGUUCUUUCUUUUACAUAUCAUGUAUGGGUAAGAGUGACUUACGUGUAUAGCUUCAGAAAUCUGAAAGCGUGCCUUGGGUGCUGAACUGCUGAAGAUCACGCAGUGUCCGCUUGUUACCUGCCAUGUGUUUGGAGCUCAGUUAUGCAUCACAAAAAUUUGGCGAUUGCUUGGUUAGUGUUUUAGUGAUCCCAUGUUACAUCCUCAUCUCAAAACUUACCUUUGGAUGCACUUGACCCAAUGAAUUUUGGAAUUGAGGGACAAUUGGGCAAGUUGGUGCUUUCUCGGUGAGAAUAGAAACCUACUAAUGUGCCAAAAAGCGAUGGGACAUACACGCCAAACAGAACUUAGAAAGCAUCUAGAUUCCUUUUUGCAGCAGCGUACAUGAUAAAUCUAUAAGGACGCUUUUAGAGGCACCGCUCACAUCCAGUUCAUGUUGUGCUAUGCAUAUGCUACUUUUGGAUUGUGGAAAGCGAGUCUGCGAUGCUAUAAAGGGAUUUCUGAGUGCUGACAAGGUGGUCACACACAAGCCAUAGAUCAUAGAUAACCUUGAUACGUGGAAGCAGAUACAUGUGAUGCAUAAAGAUAUCAAAACCCACUGUUGGUGUUUUCCGUUGGCAAAUAACAUCAGACUUGAAACUCAAAAUGCAGUGGCAGAUGCUAUAGUUUGGAAGUAUUUACCAGGAAAGACAAGCUUCAGUUUAAAAUGCUCAAAAAAUUUAAUAGCGUUGUCUUGAUACUUAUAUCUGCACUCCACCCAUUUUUAUGCAUGAUAAAAAGGUCAAAUUAUCAAUCUUUGUUUUGUUCAAUUGAAGCUUAGUGUCUAUCAACAUGAUGUACAUGAUAACAGACACAUCUUGAUAAUUUUUUGGUUUUCAUUAGAGUAGCCAUAUUUUCUCUUUUCCCUCAUAGGAAAGGACAUACUACUCAUGUAUGAGAAAUAGAUUUGCAAAAUGGAAGAUGUUGCCAUAAGAAUGCUCACCGGAGAGAUGCCAGUAUAUAUAUGGAUGAACAGUGGGACCACGCCUUGGGAUAUUUUUUGUAAAUUUAAGCACCAUUCAGGGAAGGUACUGACUGCAUAGCUUUCUGUUUAUUUCGAAUUUUUUAUCCAUGCCAUAUUCUCUUAUCAAGUUGCGAUGUCGACUAGGGUGAAGAGCGAUCAUUGGAUCAAUCAUUGAAUGAAUCUCUUUUACCCCUUUUACAGAAGGCUGUUGGUUUUGCCACGUGGUCCAAUAUGCUGAGAGAACCUUAGUUUGGGACAAUUGGAUCAAGCUGUUCUGGUCUGUUUCUUUGUCCUACUUUUCUUUGAGUAAGUCUCAAAGUAAGAAUCUCGGGGGCCUAUUCUAAUUCUCCAUCGUCCUCCCAGAUUUUAUCACCACAUUAUGUUUGAACUUUGAGGGGCACAAAAGAUAUCUUGUUCUAUCUUUCCCCCUUUGUCUGAUUACAGUCUGUCCUGCAAUUUGUCUCUAAAGAAUUUGUUGUGUAAUCUUAGGGUACCUUUUCAUUAGAAGCACACAGUGAAAAAAAUUACCUGCAAAGCAGCUAAACGGUAGCAGUGUAAGAUAAAUGUACUGAUGUGAAGUAAUCUGACUUCAGUGUUAGCUGGUUUGAACUUUAUUAAACGGAAUCUUCGGUAUAGAUGAAUUGAAUGACAGUUUGAUGAUGAUUCGUUAUUGGCACGGAAUAGGAACAUUGUUCGGUUUACUCUCCACCGAGAGAUUCUGGUGUUUGCUUUUCACGCUUGUGCUAAAUCUUUUAAAUACAUGUAAGGAGUAAGGAAAAGUCUGUGUAGGCUGGUCGAAAUGAAAGCUUAAAUUGUUCUUCUUUUGGACUUCAGAUUAACUAAAUUGCAGGAUCACCCCAUGUUUAACCAAAAAAAUGCCGCCAUCUCUCUGACUCUGGUAUGCUGGUAGCAGAUAAAGCUUAAACUGUUGGUCUGUUGUGAUUUUGGAUUAAUUAUGGACCUUAAGCUUAACAAAAUCAUAGGAUUACCCCAUGUUUGAUUAAUUUACAACUGUAGUUUCUUUUCUCAUCAGAUAGUGGUGCCUGGGACUUCUUCACUUGUUGGCAUAGGGUGUGCCUCUGUGUUCUUCUGAGCAAUCCAACAUGAGAAAAUUUAGCAGUAGAGUCUGUAUUAGGUCUGAACUCCACUCUGCACUCAAAUGUGUUUACUUUAUGUAGACAUGUAGUAAUACAAUAUCAUAUCAUGCUUUAUGUACACCUGCAGAAAGCCAGAAAGUCAUGUUGCUGUUCAAUAAGCAAUGCCAGCUAAUUUUUUAGAUCUUCUCGGAUUAUGUUUGUUAGGAAAAUAGUCCUCAUACCAUGAAACAGGUGUACUCUUUCUCUUUGGGGCUUUGAGCUGUGUUUCAGUGAUAAACUAAUCUUGACUCUUGAGAACGCCUAAAAAUAAGGCCCCUUAAUGAUUUCUUAGCACUUGUUGUACACCAAAAUAUAUCUUAUAAAUAGAUACAGGCUAUAAGAAUCCACAUCUCUUCAAGUCACUCUCUUCAAGUCACUCUCCAAAAUGUGGAUAGCUUGUGCACACCGUGGCAAUCAAAUCACCUGCGCAUGCAAGAUGCUAACUUUUGUUAUCCAGAAAUUGGAAUAUCUGAAGUUUCACUUCGUUUGGUGGACAAGUAGUAACAACCUCCUCAACUAUAUAAGCAUACUGCAUGUUCAGCUUUCUAUAUCCAUAGCUCCCACCAGUUAUUAUUUGUACUGUGACUUGUGAAGUGUGUUUGUAUCUGUAUCACCUUCGCUUUGCCACCUUUUCCAUAGUUCAUUCAUACGGAUGGAUUAUUCUAAUUUGCGACACCAAGCUGCAUCCAUGAAAAAGAGUCUCUUUGAUCAGGGAUACCUAGAUGAACAAUUUUGUCAGGUGGAAGACCUGCAGGAUGAAGCUAGUCCUAAUUUUGCAGAAGAGGUCGUUACUUUGUUUUUCAAGGACUCAGCCAGACUAAUGUCAAACAUUGAGCAAGCUCUGGAGAAAUACGCCAAAGAUUUCAACAGGUGGGACACAUACAUGCAGCAACUAAAAGGCAGCUGUUCCAGUUGCAUGAGAUCGUUCCAGGAAGUGAAGAGGGAGCAUGCUGUCCUGAGGCAGAAACUAGAAGCAUAUUUCCAGCUUCUGCGACAAGCUGGUCCUGCUGGAGCUGCCACUAGGCCUGCCAUGUAAGGACUGGGCUUUGACAUUCUACAAGCUGAAGUAAAAUGGAUUAUGGCACAAGAAGAUAGUCUGGACAACUAGCUGGACCUGCUGCGCAGCGUCCAGGGGGCAGCAUAUGCAUGUUAGCAUGUAUAGAUAUAACGGAAAUAACAAGAGAUGAGAUACCUGUGUAACUGAUUAAAUACAAGCUUCCUCGCAAAAGAAAAUAAAAGGAGCAAAUACAAGCUUGAAAGAUAUUAUAUUCUCA
Messenger RNA from Phragmites australis (common reed), 3586 nucleotides. RefSeq names its product pseudo histidine-containing phosphotransfer protein 1. The transcript has 5 exons. The coding region runs from base 2965 to 3348 and encodes 127 amino acids. Lineage: Eukaryota; Viridiplantae; Streptophyta; Magnoliopsida; Poales; Poaceae. Gene Ontology annotation, cellular component: nucleus; cytoplasm. Gene Ontology annotation, biological process: phosphorelay signal transduction system; phosphorylation; cytokinin-activated signaling pathway. Gene Ontology annotation, molecular function: protein histidine kinase binding; histidine phosphotransfer kinase activity. The record is from RefSeq and is a predicted model, not a curated record.